Molecule: messenger RNA, 5154 nt
Organism: Cyanidioschyzon merolae strain 10D
Lineage: Eukaryota; Rhodophyta; Bangiophyceae; Cyanidiales; Cyanidiaceae
Product: probable microtubule organization 1 protein
Exons: 1
Coding region: 1-5154 (1717 amino acids)
Biological process (GO): microtubule polymerization; establishment or maintenance of microtubule cytoskeleton polarity; centrosome duplication
Cellular component (GO): centrosome; kinetochore; spindle pole
Molecular function (GO): microtubule plus end polymerase activity; microtubule plus-end binding
Source: RefSeq, a predicted model, not a curated record
AUGACUGACGAAGAUCAGCUGAUAGAGGAAGCAAAGAAACUCCCGAUUCCUGAACAGGUUUGCCAUAAACUUUGGCGUGUUCGCGAGGCAGCCUUGCGAAAGGUACGAGAGGCGAUUGCCAACGGUAGCACGGCGCCGAGUGCCUCUGAUGCGAACCUGCUUGCAGGGGCAGUUCGGGAUGCGAAUGCAGCAGUGCAACUCGCUGCACUUGAUGCUGUGGUUGCACUAUGUGAUGCUUGUGCGGAUGACGCGACUGCUAGUGCGGUACUGCGGAAAACCGGUGCCGCUGCGGCUAUUGCUCGAGGCAUAGCCGAAAAGUGCCUUGCGGGGCGGCCCCAGAACCGAGCAAGAGCCCUUGACGCUGCUUUGGGGCUCGUUUCCUGCGAUGCCGGUGAUGACCUAGUCACCGUUCUUUGCGACGUGGGCUAUGAAAACCGGUUACCAAAAGUGGUAUCUGCAGCAGCUGAUAUCCUGCGGACAUGCAUCAGGGAGUUCGGUUGUGGUAGCAACGGCGAAGCUGCGAUUUCUGCGAACGCAGCAAGCAAAGGGCUCGACAAGCUCCUCGACCAUUCCAAUCAGGAAGUUCGAUCAGCCGGCAAAGCACUGCUUCUUGAAAUCUACUCAUGGCUGGGACAAUCCUUCCUAGAGCGCAUCUUAAAGCAAGUGGACAUCAAACCAGUCAUGAAGGCGGAGCUCACCGAGGCCUGUCGGAACCUAGCGGAGCACGCCACCCAUGUUCCAGGCCAGAAGCGAAAGCCGCCGCGUCUAACGCGUCGCCUGGAACGAACGCAAAGAGUCAGGUCACAGCAACCGCGGGAGGAGAGCGCAGGUGCACCUCGCGCUUCGACCAAGGCGAUACCCGAAAGGGACCCUUCUCUGGCCUGUAGGGCGGACGCUGAUCCGGGUGUAUGCAUCGGUAGCCUCGUAGACGCGGUACAGGUUCGGGUGGAUGCAGAGGAUGAAGGUAAGUCACAACAGACACUGGACUUUUUUCAGGCUUUAGGUCAUCAAAAAUGGAGUGUACGUAAGAGUGCUUUGGAUAACUUUUUGGAGAAGCUGCAGGCAGCCUCGCAUAUUGACACCACUCGAGGAAGCCAGUUAGCCGCAGAGAUUCAGAGACUGAUCGGAAAAGACGCGAAUGUUGCGGUAGCAACAGCGGCCGCACGCGUCAUCGCUCAGUUGGCGACCAAGUCGGACAAGAACUUCCGUGCAUACGGCAAAAUGCUCGCUAUCGUAGCCCUGAGUCGCCUCAAGGAGAAGAAUCGCAUUCUGGUAGAGGCGUUGCGCGCGGCUUUGGAUGCUCUGGCAGCAAGCAGAGCUGUUGAGUUUUCCGAAGUGACUCCAGCAAUCAUAGAAGCUGCAACUGCAAAAGUGCCUGGGAGCCGCACCAUCGCACUGCAAUGGUGUUCCCGACUCAUUCGCCAAUGUAGCGCCCAAGACUUGCGUCCGGCGCUGCGCGAGCUCAAACUGAUGCUUGCGCAGACCACGGCUGAUGCCGCUGCAGAUGUACGGGAGGCAGCUCUCGAGUGCGUCGCACUAUUGCAAGUUCAAUGUGGCACGAACGCCGUUUCGUCGCUUAUCGAAGGUCUCGAGAAGAGCAAGUUGGACAAGAUUCAGAAAAUUGUGGCAGAUGAAAGCAAAGAGCUGCGUGCCAAACCUGCAUCUCCUGCACAACAAGUGUCUAGCGCGCAGCCCGGGCGAAAACCGAAUGCUGCAUCUUACCUCUCCAGUAGUAUCAUCGAGGACUCCUUUGCAGUGCCGCCGAAACGCCCUGGCAAGAUGGACGCUCCGGUAUCAGCAGCAGCAGCAGCAGGAGCAGCAGCAGCGCAUGACGCUCACGAACGGAUAGCGUCAACGGCUGGGGCGGGCCCUGAGCGAAUGCUUCGCAAGGCAUCGGAUGGAGAAGGCAUCGUGCUGGCUGACGCAGCCGCGGGAUCCCGCAGAACACCGAUCGCAAAGGACAUGCUCGUAGCUGGGAACGAUGAGGACCAUUCAAGUGUAUACUCGGGGGCGCUCCUAGAACAGGAAUGCAAGGCGCUUGAGCAACUCGUGGAACAAGCGGUUGAAUCCGAUGAUCACGGAGCGCUUGGACGAUGUCGAGCGCUCGUGCAACGAAUACAUACGACGAUUGCGCAGUGUCCGCAGACAAGUCUUCGUACUGCACGUGUCGCUUCCCUUGCGGAAACGAUUGCCUAUUUGUUGAUUCAGGCACCCGGCCUGACCGAGUGCUCCCAGCUUCUACUCGAACUAGCGAGCUUGGGGACGCCCGCUCUUGUGUUCGCCUGUUUCGAACGAGUAUGCAGGGAUAUUCCGGAUUUACGUGCUCGAAUCUUGGCGUUGGAAUUCAUUCAGUACCAGCUGGUAGAGCGUUUCGGAAUGGACUCGUUGCCCAUGGGAGCUGUGCUCGACAUGACCAGACCGCUGCUUCCGGAGCAGCCACCAGCUUGUGCUGAUGUUGUUUUGCGAGUCAUUGCUUCGCUUGUACGAAGCAAAUAUGGCACUGAGAUGCAGCGCGGACUCGUCGAACUCGGUAUUCCUGCCGCUUAUCGGGCACAACUGGAACAUUUGGAUCAGGAAAAUGCCGCACCAUCAGUGGUGAACUGCAACGGUCCCAUGAGCGGUGAUGUCGAAAAAUCUGGUGCAGGUUCUGAGCAGAAUCCGCUCAAGUCGGUACGCGGGUCGCGCUACACGAACUGCACCAUGUCCAGCAUGCCAACGAAUUGUGGUUCGACUGCUUGGUCAUCACCCGCUGAACGGCACUCUGGCACCACAAGGACGCUCGUGUUGGAUCGGAUCCAGCCCGUGCUUCGAAACCUGGAGAGCGCGAACUGGAAACUACGCCAAGAGGCUCUCCAGGAUUUACUUCGAAAGCUCGCCGAGCCGGAUCUUGUGGUGGAUAUUCGCACCAUCUCGCCUGAGCUACUCAAAGCACUAGCCAGUCGCAUUGCGGAUACAAACCGUAACCUCGGGGUAUGCGCGCUGAACGUGCUCACGCACCUGGGCGAAGCAACGGUGGAAAGUAUGAAGACGCAACGACUACCCGGAGCGGAUGACUCGAUUCUACGCCUGUUUCUGGGUUCCGUCAUUCAGCAUGGAGUCAACGACAACAAGAGAAUGGUACGCGAGGCAGCUUUACAGUGCAUGAGCGCGUGGUAUCCUGCUGUAGAACGUGAUAACACAGAUAGCAGGCCAAGCUUCGCGCGCUACAUCGCAGCAGCGUUGAGCCUCGAGCUGCCCGCCGCUCGUCUCGAGACACUGCAGUGGCUAUGUGAACGCUGGUCUCGCGGCGCUGAGCAGAGAACACCCUCUGAGGCAGAAGCUCGCCUCGUGCUGGAGCCGGUCCUGCUCUGCUUUCGCGAUAAAAAUGGCCACGUGAGACAGCUCGCAGAGCGACUUGUUGAAGUUAUCGUUCGGCUCAUUGGGUACGCUCCAAUCGCAGCUCAAAUUCGGGAUAUCAGCAACGAACAAGUUCGCAAAGACGUUCUCACCAGAACUGAAAAGUUUCGGAGCAUGUCACCGGCACGAUCGAAUCGCUCCAUUGUGUCGUCUCCGCAGGCGUCCCCGGGGGGUGCAUCGGCCCCGCAGACACCUGCAUCCGAUGUCUCUGAGCGACGUUUGCAUGCGGAGCAGGCAGACACCCUGAAUGCUGGUGAUGGCAGCCCAUUGGGAGCAGUCCCGGUCAGCAGGGACGCCUUCCAACUCGACGCCGACAUGCAACACAGUGAUACCCAAUUUGCUGCGAUGCUCGCUCGGGCCAAAGCAGACACCGCUGUGGUGGUAGGUACGGGCACAGCGGCCUUGGACUCGCAGGUGCCAACCGGGCGGAGGCCCGUGCAGCCACCAAUCGAUGGAUUGAGCGAGCCUCGAGCGCUGUCUGCAGUGCCGUCCCUGCAGCUGCCCCCAGAGCGCGCCAUCCGUCUCGAUGAGACGGCAAACAGGCACACCAGCUUCGAGCCGCCGAUCGCACCGACCCCGUGCCUCCCGGAAGGUCGUUUUUGGAGACGUACCGCAGUGCCCGCCGCUGGCGCAGGCGUCACCGCAACAGCAGUCGCUGCUUCUGGUGCUGCUGCUUCUGGCGCUGCUGCUGCUGCGGAUUCCGCCGAGCAGCAGGUCCGACGACUCAGCCAUACGCUGCUCGGCGAGUCAGCGUCGGCAGAGGAACGAAUUCAGGCGGCCAAGGAGCUUUCAGCGAUGAUGAAAGCAGGUCAGGAACGCUCACUCCAGCAUCACGCUGCAGACCUGUGCCUCGGUCUGACGCAAGGCAUACGGUCGGUGCUGGCUGCAGCAGCCGAGGCAUCGCCAGUCGACGCUGCUGGAAUGCGCAUCGUCAAGUACUUACUCAACGCGCUCAUGCACUUGAUCAUGAAACGAGAACUCGCUUGCCUGCUCUCUCUCGCGGCGCUGGAGCUACUCAUCACUGAAGUCUGUGAUCGCCUUCUUGAUCAUCGAGUACCCGCGUAUCCUGAGGGACCCCAGCUACUCCGCGCCUACAACUUGCUCAUGCUGAAGACGCUGGAGCACGCGCCCGUGCUUGUAUUAAGCAGAGCGCUGGUUCGGGCGCUUCGUGCGGCGGUGCGCUCCGUCCAGACAGUGCCCGUGUCACAAGCGCCAACGUCCUCGAAAGAAACCACGCCCAGCCGCAUCGUCAUGCUGCAAAAGUGUUUACAUCGCCUUUGCAACCAGGUGCUCACAAGUGGCCCGAAUACUGAAAAAACUGUCACUGGUGCGACCUCGCCUUUACUGGAAACACACUUGGACCUGCUUCUCUACGAACUGCACGUACUGUUUACGAUGUGUGCCACUUUGCCGGCAGAUCGGGUGCAACAGACCUGCGACGAAGCCCGUCUUUUGGUUCGCGCACUCUGCCACCACUGCGGUAUCGACACCGUUCGCAGUCACUUGCGACUCGUUCCCGUAGCUGUGCAGCCUUUCCUCGUUCGCCUUGUGGACGCGUUGGCUCGUCAGGACACAGACUGGGAGCGGAUUCCACUUAUCGCGCCUGCAACUCCAUUAGAAGCGCUUCCGUCAUCUGGAACAGCAGCACCACGCAGUGAAGCAUCGCCACCACCACCAACCAGUGCACCUACGCUGCAAACUCAACAGAUACGUGAACGUCUGGCUCGUUUGCGCGCGCACCGCCAGCGCAACGCGUAA